CAUGGACUCCUGUUGAUUUUUGUGACAGUUUUGCAGUCAAACUUUCCUAUUUUUUGGCGGAGUUACGGCGAAUAUUGUUAUGAUUUGAUGAUAGGGAUAAUCUAAAUUGAAUUUGUAAACAGUUGACGUCAACAAUCAUGAGGCCAAACAUUGAUUUUGGUGAAUGUUUGAAGGAUUCUCCUCGAUUUAGGGCCUCGUUAGAGGAUGCUGAGGAUGAUAUUGACAAAUUAGAAAUAAGACUAGAUAAGAUCGUGAAGCUGUGUCAUACCACUACAGAGUCUGGCAAAAUCUACAACAAUGCCAACAAAAAUUUGAUCAGGGGAAUCCAAGAUCUGGGUGACUACUUCAAGAGUGAUGAUUUGGUCUCGACUGUUCUUCAAAGAUUUGCACAGGUACUCACAGAGAUUCAUAAUUACAAUGCCAUUCUUCUGGAGCAGACGCAAAAAUCGUUGGGGAAAAAUAUCAACUCAUUCAUUAAAAGUGAUAUCAAGAAAGUCAAAGAAUCGAGGAAGCAUUUUGAGAAGAUCUCGGACGACAUGGACCAAGCCCUGAUCAAACACUCGUCAGUCCCCAAGUCGAAGUUACAGGAAUGUGAGGAGACCAAGAAUGUCCUCACGGCGAUGAGGUCAUGUUUCGCUCACACGUCUCUGGAUUACGUGUUCCAGAUCAACGUCCUCCAAUCCAAGAAGAGAUUCAAUGCACUGGAUACAAUGCUCGGCUAUGUGAAUGCUCAUAAAACGUUCUUCCACCAAGGUCAUGACCUCUAUCUUGACCAUGACCCUCAUCUCAAAUCAACAAAUAUGCAGUUGAAAGAGUUACAGGCACAGUCGGUCCAGACAGAGAAGGGAAUGGAAGAACGGCACCAUUUGGUUCAAGAUCGGGAUCUAAACCAGUCAGUCUCACACACGGUCAACGAUCAUGGCGAUAUCAAGAUGGAGGGUUACCUCUUCAAGAGGACCAGCAAUGCAUUCAAAACGUGGGUCAGACGGUGGUUCAUGAUCCAUGACAACCAACUAGUCUACAGGAAACGAACGAAGGAUACGUUGACGACAAUGGAGGACGAUCUCAGACUGUGUAAUGUCAAACCUGCUUACGAGGUUGACAAAAGGGCGUGCUUCGAAGUGGUCUCACCGACAAGAAGUCAUAUGCUACAGGCGGACUCAGAGAGCGAGUGCCAGGCAUGGAUUGAAGCAAUACAAGCAGGCGUCUCCAAGGCCUACAGGGACGCCUCCCACCAACCUAAUACAAAAGAAGAGGAGGACCGAUCACCACGCACCACUCCAGUCCAGAGUCCGAGCUCAGCUAGUCUCGAAACAGCCCCGGACACUCCACCACAGAGGCUACCUAACCCAGUGAAGGCAAGGUAUGCAGUAGAGAUGGAGAUUAUGAAGACAUAUGACGUCCAGAGGAUACAACAGAUCACCGGUAUCCCUGGCAACGAGAAAUGCUGCGAUUGUGGAGCGACCGAUCCGAGGUGGUCGAGUAUGAACCUCGGGAUAACGUUAUGUAUAGAAUGCUCGGGGAUUCAUCGGAGUUUUGGUGUCCACAAAUCCAAGGUGAGAUCAUUGACCUUGGACGCCUGGGAGCCCGAACAGCUCAAGGUGAUGGCCGAGUUAGGGAAUGAUGUAGUGAAUAGCAUUUAUGAAGCACACGUGGACGAGAGCAUAGCCAAACGAGCUUCGCCUCAAUGUAAUAGAGAUAUACGCGAAGCUUGGAUUAAGGCAAAAUACUUAACGAAAGCAUUUCUUCAGACGCUACCAGAUAAGGGUACGGAGCAGACAGGGUCGGCAAAACACUGGAGCGUCUCUAGGCGGAAGCGGCGGUUGUGGAAAGGAAAGACGCCAACACCAGAUAAGGAUUCAACAGAAUUGACAGUGCCUAGCAAGGGGAAGGAUACUUUGAGCGUAGUACAAGGAGCCAGCCAGGACAGUGGCCUAGGGGGCAGCACUCAAGAUGUCAUCGUGUUUGGGGGCGGGAUACAAAACGAUGACGCUAUUGCACGAAGUAUAGAUCUCAGUUCAGAAGACUCGGCAUCAGAUGUUGACCCGGAUUCCAAAUCCGUCACGUCACUGGAAGAUGUUAGCACACUCGAUCCAGACCGUCUGCUCUAUAAGGCGGCAGACGUUCGCAAUCUUCCUGUCAUGUUAGAGGCUGUGGCAAACGGUGCAAAAUGUAAUUGGGUGAAUGAGAAUGAUGGGGGAAAGACGCCACUUAUCAUGGCUGUACGGAGUGGGUCGUUAGCGGCUAGUGAAUAUCUUAUGCUAAAUGGUGCUAAAGUGGAUACAAAGGAUGGGCGUGGACAGACGCCUCUCCACCACGCUACCCUGAUGGGACACACGGGACAGGUGUGCCAGUUUUUGAAGAGGAAUGCUAACCAGCAUGCAGUUGAUGCUGACGGCAAUGAUCCCUUGAAGAUAGCUGUGAGUUCUGCCAAUGCUGAUAUUGUGACGUUGCUACGCCUUGCCAAAUUGAAUGAAGAGAUGAAGGAGACCGACUGCAUGUACGGCACGCCCGGUGAUGAAACGUUCAAUGAAGUCUUCCGAGAUUUCACGAACAUGGCGUCUGACGAUCCGCAGCGAUUAAAUCGGAAGAAAUACAAGGAUUCAGACGAGCAAUAGCUCUUAAUGUCCUUGUAUGACAAUUCAUUUCAUAACGAUUCAUGAAAAUUCCCAAAAGAAGUAACAUUUUGUGAUUUGUGAUUUGUUUGGAUUCCAAAUUUCUUUUGGUUUUUCCAAUGAAAAAAUAUUUUGGUUUUAUUUUGACAUAUCUCAGUUAUUCACAAAAUCUGCAAAAAGAAAACGCCCGCAAAUAUGCAGAUAUGCUUUCCUUCAAAUCUUUUAGAAUGGAGUUCAGUAAUAGAACUUCUGUACAACAUUAACUGAUCUCAACAUUUGGGUUGUGAAGUGUUUUCAAGGAACAUGCUUGUGUGCCUAGAUGAUGUUUUCAGGCACAGAUCUAAGGGGGGGGGGACGUGCACCAGAUGUACACACCCCUCAUUCAUGAAAAUCUUUGAAAUUGAUCAUAACUUUGGAACACAUCGGAAACUUUUUUUGGAGAAAUAACUCCUGGGUCCACCCCGGUUUCAUUCAUGCAGCACCCAGCUCGACACUAUUUUGUUCAUUACUUCACCGUUAGGAUGUCCAGAUAUCAUUUUAGUAAAGUCGAAUGAAAUUGUUUUGGGAUGGUGGGGUGGGAGUGUAUAGCAGUGCAUAAUAGUGCCACACAUGAAAUCGAAGGCCUCAGUGCAUUGGAUCCUUGGAAAAGGGCCUGCUGCCAUCUAUUUGAAGUUGUUGAUCAGUGUGGAUUUGAGAUGGUGGGACUUUGAAUUUCAUUUGUUAGUAAUUAGGGCCUCAUCAUUAUUGAGUGUGAGGUUGCCAAAAACAAUCUACGAUUUGGUGCUUUAUUCUUAUUGAAACACUGGUCAUAUGAUAGAUGGAUGGAUGGAUGUCAGAAUGACGUCAUUUGUAAACAAUGACAUCCAACUAUUUAAUACUGUUCAUAGUGAUAAUGUCAUAAGGAAGGGAAUAAAUGUGAGAUGGAGGGGGGGGUCACAGUCACACGGUCAGUCCAACAUAAAUAAAAGUAGUCUUGAUUUUGUAAUCAUGAGAUAUAUAUCAGAAGAUACGGACUUUACAAUAAGAUAUAGGAACUUCGAGACGCUGCUGGUAUUGGUAAAGCACCACAUUUAUUAACACCUUCAGUGCCGAACCACUUAGAUCUACGUGGCCCAAAUUCCCCCUUCGAGCUGGUUAUCGGAGUCUCAUGGACUUCAUGAAAGAACUAUGCCAUCGCCAUCUUCAGGGCAAGGUAGGU
Messenger RNA from Lineus longissimus, 3813 nucleotides. RefSeq names its product arf-GAP with coiled-coil, ANK repeat and PH domain-containing protein 2-like. Gene Ontology annotation, molecular function: protein binding; GTPase activator activity. The transcript is spliced from 22 exons. Gene Ontology annotation, cellular component: cytoplasm. Lineage: Eukaryota; Metazoa; Nemertea; Pilidiophora; Heteronemertea; Lineidae. The record is from RefSeq and is a predicted model, not a curated record. Bases 138 to 2618 code for a protein of 826 amino acids.